CCUCAACUUUUCGACGCCAUGUCACUUCUGAGGGCUGCCACUGCCAGACAAAAGCAGGCACUGCUCUCGACUCUGCCAAGGCGCAACGCUUCCACACAUCAUGAGGAGCAUCAUCACGAGGAGCAUCAUCAUGAAGAUACUACUGUCUAUCCGCAGGAAACUUUUGCAAACAAGGUGUGGCUUGGCUGGGCCCUUGCUGGUCUCACUGCCUCCGCUUUCUACAAGUUCGCGCCGUCACCGGAGGAUGACAGCUACGUGAAGCGGCUAAUCGACCACUAUCGAAUCCCGAAGGAGGCUUGGGAAAAGAUCAAUAUCAAGCACCUCACCCUUGAGGCUCAGGGGGCGCAGGAGAUGUUAAUUGUUGCGGAUGCGCGGAGGCCACCCGUGCACCGGUUUAGAUUUCCCCAGCGGUUCGAACAGCACUCUGCUCACUUGCAUCCUGUUGGUGGGAGCCCAGACCUUGCCGAUUUAGCAGUCAAAGAUCGUUGAGAAGCUUGUGUUCUGCAUACGGACCUUGCAUGCACUUCAAUAAGUUGUUCACAUCCACUGGGCUGCAUACCCUGAAUAUUAAUUGCAGAGGAGCGGCAGUUAAUUCCCUCUUCUCUUUCCCUCCAAUUUCAGUCCUUUGG
This is a messenger RNA of Phanerochaete carnosa HHB-10118-sp, 629 nucleotides long. RefSeq lists its product as uncharacterized. The record is from RefSeq and is a predicted model, not a curated record. The transcript is spliced from 3 exons. Gene Ontology annotation, cellular component: mitochondrion. Bases 19 to 489 code for a protein of 156 amino acids. NCBI's taxonomy places the organism in Eukaryota, Fungi, Basidiomycota, Agaricomycetes, Polyporales, Phanerochaetaceae.